Messenger RNA from Andrographis paniculata, 3501 nucleotides. Its product is annotated as leucine-rich repeat receptor-like protein kinase TDR. Gene Ontology annotation, molecular function: receptor serine/threonine kinase binding; protein kinase activity; ATP binding. NCBI's taxonomy places the organism in Eukaryota, Viridiplantae, Streptophyta, Magnoliopsida, Lamiales, Acanthaceae. Gene Ontology annotation, biological process: protein phosphorylation. The transcript has 2 exons. The record is from RefSeq and is a predicted model, not a curated record. Bases 104 to 3217 code for a protein of 1037 amino acids.
CAUCCCCACCUUAUAUCACUCACUCACUCUCUCUCACACUAAACUCAACUUUCUCACUCUAUAUUUCCACUCCAUUCCACCACCACAAUAGCCCCUCAAAAACAUGACCCUUUUCUCCCUUCUCCUCCCCAUACAAUUCUUGAUCCUCAUCACACCACCACCGCCGGCGGCGGCGGAGGAGGCGGCGCCGCCCCUCCAAAUCCUCCCCCUUCUCGCCAUAAAAUCCUCCCUCAAAGACCCUCUCAACUCAUUCAAAGACUGGGACCCUACAACCGCCUUCUCCCGGCCCGGCCCGAACCCGGCCUGGUGCCGCUGGUCCGGCGUCGGCUGCGACCGCCGGACCCGCCACGUCACCACGUUGGACCUGUCGGGACGAAACCUGUCGGGAACCUUACCGGACGACAUUAAAUACCUCUCCCAUUUGCGCCGCCUCAAUUUGAGCAAUAACUACCUCGCCGGCCGUUUUCCGGCCGCCGUGUUCCAUCUCCGGCGUCUCCGUACGAUCGACGUCAACCAUAACUGCUUCAAUUCGAGCUUUCCGGCUGGCCUGUCGGCCCUCGAAUCCCUCACGUUUCUGAAUGCUUACAGCAAUUGCUUCACCGGACCGUUGCCGGACGAGGCUGUCGGCCUGAGGAAUCUCGAGUAUCUCAACCUCGGCGGGAGUUAUUUCCGGGGAGAAAUUCCGGCGAGCUAUGGAAGCUUCUCGAAGCUCAGGUAUUUGUUCUUGCAGGGGAAUUCCCUGUCGGGGAAUAUUCCGGGGAAUCUCGGCGCCCUGAAAAAUCUCGAGCAUAUGGAAUUGGGGUACAAUGCCUUCGCCGGAGGACUUCCGGCGGAGCUUUCGAACGUGUCGAAUUUGGUCUACCUUGACAUCUCGUCGGCGAAGCUGUCGGGAAAUCUUCCGGGAGAGUUUGGCAGGCUAAGGAAGAUGGAGACAUUGCUGCUGUACGAGAAUUCCCUCUCGGGAUCGAUUCCGGCGAGGUGGUCUGAAAUGGAAGCGCUGCGGAUUCUCGACUUGUCGAAUAACAAACUUUCCGGCGAGAUUCCGGCCAGUUUUUCAGACAUGAAACGGCUCAUUACAUUGAAUUUGAUGAACAACAAUCUGACAGGGGAAAUUCCACGGGGAAUCGGGGAUCUACCUGAUUUAGAAUCCCUGUCUUUGUGGAACAAUUCCUUGUCGGGUUUCUUGCCUCAGGGAUUGGGAUCCAAUUCCAGGCUGCAAAAGCUCGACGUCUCGUCGAAUUCGCUGUCCGGUCCGAUCCCCCGGAACCUCUGCCUCGGCGACAGAUUGAUCAAACUUAUUCUGUUUUCGAACAAAUUUGUCGGCGAGAUUCCUACAUCGUUGUCAAAUUGCGUGUCGCUUUACCGGUUUCGGAUUCAGGACAACCACCUUAACGGCUCGAUUCCUCGGGGAUUUGGCCGCCUGCCGAAUCUCACUUACUUCGAGUUAAGCAAGAACAUGUUUACGGGUUUGAUACCCGAUGACAUUGGAAAUGCGGCAAAAUUGGAGUUCUUGAAUGUGUCCGAGAAUCGAUUCGAUUCCCGGCUGCCGGAAAAUAUCUGGAAGGCUCCGAGUUUACAAAUUUUUGCGGCGAGCGCGGCAGGGCUGAUCGGUGGAAUCCCCAAUUUCGUCGGGUGUCGAAACUUUUAUCGAAUCGAGCUCGAUCGGAAUAAUUUGAGUGGUAGCAUUCCCUGGGACAUUGGCCAUUGUGAGAAGCUGAUUUCGUUGAACUUAAGGAGGAAUUCCCUGUCGGGGAUCAUCCCCUGGGAAAUUACGACGCUGCCGUCGAUUACCGACGUCGAUUUGUCGCAUAAUGUGCUGACCGGAGCUAUUCCCACGAGUUUUAAUAACUGCACAACGCUUGAAAAUUUUAAUGUUUCUUAUAAUCGAUUGACGGGCCCUCUUCCGUCGUCAGGGUUGUUGUUUUCGAGCCUCCACCCGUCGUCGUUCACCGGAAACGACGGCCUGUGCGGCGGAGCUACUAAAAAGCCCUGUUUGGAAGAGAACGGCGCCGCCGCGCCGGCGGAAAUCCGGCGCCGGCGGAAGAAGACCGCCGGGGCGAUUGUGUGGAUAGUGGCGGCGGCGAUUGGGAUCGGGUUGUUUAUUCUUAUCGCCGGGAGCAGGUGUUUCCAGGCGACGGCGGCGUACGGCCGGGGAUUGUCGAGCACCCAGGAUUCCGGCGGGCCGUGGAGUCUGACGGCUUUUCAACGGCUGAAUUUCACGGCGGAGGAUGUGGUGGAAGCCGUCGACGACGGCGGCGGCGGCGGGGAGAAGAUUCUAGGGAUGGGGUCGGCCGGGACGGUGUACAAGGUAGAGAUGCCCGGCGGGGAAGUGAUCGCGGUGAAGAAGCUUUGGCGGCAGCAGAAGGAGGCGGCGGCCGAGGCGGUGGCGGGGAGGAGGCGGCGCGGCGGCGUGGUGGCGGAGGUGGAGGUUCUGGGCAAUGUCCGGCACCGGAAUAUCGUCCGGCUGCUGGGGUGGUGCAGCAACGGGCGGCGGACGAUGCUGUUGUACGAGUACAUGGAGAACGGCAGCCUGGCGGAGCUCCUCCACGGCCGGAGGAAGGGCGGCGGCGAUUGGGCGGCGAGGUACAAGAUAGCGAUGGGAGUGGCGCAGGGGCUGUGCUAUCUUCACCACGACUGUGACCCAGUGAUCGUGCACCGCGAUCUGAAGCCGUCCAAUAUUUUAUUGGACGGUCAGAUGGAGGCGAGAGUGGCGGAUUUCGGCGUGGCUAAGCUGUUUCAGUAUAAUGAAUCAAUGUCCGUCAUCGCCGGAUCCUACGGCUACAUUGCACCCGAAUAUGCUUAUACACUUCAAGUGGAUGAAAAGAGUGACAUAUACAGUUUCGGAGUGGUGUUAAUGGAAAUUUUGACCGGAAAAAAAUCCGUGGACUCUGAAUUUGGGGAAGGUAACAAUAUAGUAGACUGGUUGAGGUCCAAAAUCAAGCCUAACACAACCACGACAACAAUAACAACAACAAUUGACCAUGUAUUAGACGAAAAUCUUGUCUCUAUGAGUGGCUCGCCUAAGGAAGAAAUGAUGCUUCUCCUUAGGGUUGCAUUGUUAUGUACUAGUCGAAAUCCGGCCGAUCGACCAUCCAUGAGGGAUGUUGUGUCGAUGCUACACGAGGCCAAGCCAAAGGGGAAGUGCCGUGGGGAGGGCGUGCCCGAUGACUCGUGGGACUUUAAGAAGCCGGAAACCGGGAAUGGGAUUCAUUGUUGAUGUAUAUUUUUUAGGGCUUUUUUUUUUUUUUUUUUUUUUUUCCGAGGGUUUCUUCUUGUUGUUUAAAUUUGGAUUGGGUUUAGGGUUUAAUUUUUGAGAUUAAGAUUGUGGAGUGGGUAUAGAAAAGGGGUUGGUUUAAUGUAUCUAUUUGAUUUGUGGAAUGUUGUCAAGUGUUGUUUUUUGUUGCCUAGAUUAGGGCGUGUUUAAGAUCAAGAAUUUUGUAGAGAAGAGGUUGGUUUAAUGUAUCAAUUUAUGGCUAUGUUGGUACAAAAUGAUACUCUAUU